Molecule: messenger RNA, 1620 nt
Organism: Peniophora sp. CBMAI 1063
Lineage: Eukaryota; Fungi; Basidiomycota; Agaricomycetes; Russulales; Peniophoraceae
Source: the annotation of a GenBank genome assembly
AUGCUCCUACGUCGCUUGGCUUUCGGCGCGCUACUUCACCUAGUCGCCGCAGCGUCUAACGUUUCAGUGACAAUCCAAAAUGGAACUUACACCGGCGUAUCCGUACCAUCUUUCAAGCAGGAGAUGUUCCUCGGCAUGCCUUUCGCUCAACCGCCUGUCGGAGACCUCCGCCUACGGGCACCCCAAACCCUAAACACUUCGUGGUCUGGAUCCAGGAACGCUACCAAUUACAGCCCAAUCUGCAUCGGUUAUCCAAUAGCAUUCGCCAAUGACGACCUUGGACAGGAGCUCAGCGAGGAUUGUUUGACGGUGAAUGUGAUUAGACCUGAGGGUUAUGGUGAAGGAAGCGAUCUCCCGGUUAUGCUCUGGGUUUAUGGUGGAGGUUUCGCCAUGGGUGGUAGCGCCGACCUUCGUUACAAUGGCAGCUGGAUUGUACAACGAAGCGUUGAAAUGGACCAACCAAUCAUCUUUGCGAGUUUCAACUAUCGCGUCUCUGUGUUUGGUUUCCUGUUUGGGCAAGAGAUCGCAGAUGAAGAAUCAGGAAACUUUGGUUUAUUGGACCAACGCAAGGCAAUGGAGUGGGUGCAUGAGAACAUCGGCGCUUUCGGAGGUGACGCUUCGAAAGUGACUCUCAUAGGCGAGAGUGCCGGCGCAAUCAGCAUCGCUCAACAGCUUCUCGCACUCGGAGGUGCCCCGACUUCACUCUUCCGUGGCGGUAUUCUCGAGUCUGGAACGGCGCUGAGCUGGCAGUACAAGACCCUGAACGAGUCGCAAGCCGUAUAUGACAUCGUCGUCAAUAAUACUGGAUGCUCGACUUCCAACGACACCCUUGCGUGUCUCCGCUCUGUCGAUAUUGACACCUUCGUUGCUGCAACAAACGUAUCUACGGUGUCCGCAGGCCCGGUCAUCGACGGGCAUUUCCUCCGGGAGGCAGUCACAGUUGCGAUGGAUUCGGACGCCACUGUUAAGGUGCCACUACUUCUCGGCCAGAACUCCGACGAAGGCUCGGCUUUCGGUGUACGCGGUUUGGAUAAUGAGACGGCUCUCAUCGAUGCGCUGCUUGCAUCCUACCAGUUGACGAACGAGAGCGUUAGCACCAUUCUAGAGCAUUAUCCCGAUGAUCCUUCCAUUGGAUGCCCUUUCCAUACUGGUGACGGACUUCUCUCUACGGGCGCACAGGAUAAGCGCAGCCUGGCGAUCUACGGCGACAUAGUCAUGCACGCUCCUCGUCGUGCUCUGGCAGAGACCAUGUCAAAACACAAGGACGUUUUCAGCUACCGGUUCGACCAGAUACCCGACAAUGCAACGAUUGAGACUGGCGUGUCACACUUCCAAGAGGUGGCCUUUGUAUUCAGCAAUCCCCUUCCGACGCAAAACCCUCUUUCGAAGCGAGCCGGCGACGCCGAACUUGCAAAACUUAUGACCAGCUACUGGGUGUCGUUCGUUGCAAAUCAGGAUCCCAACCACACUGAGAUCGAUGGCGCUCCUACAUGGCCAAAUUAUCGCGACGCGCCCAAGAACAUCGUCUUCAAGCGCAAGGGUAGCUUCAUCGAGGAUGAUGUCUACCGUAAGAGCGGUAUCGAAUUUAUCAACAAACUAGGACCGGAGCUGGAGCACUGA